GGCAGGGCUCCGCAGCAAGAGUGGCAGCUGGACUUGCCAUGCUGCUAGGGACAGGGUGCAGAGCCGCAGUGCCGUAGCAGGCAGCAAAGGCAGCCUGCCCUUCCAGCAGCCUAGCCCCUAGCAGAGGCGGAAGCCCCGGGGGCCACCAACCCUGGAAACCGCCUGAUGUCCCCGCCCCAGAGAGGGCUGCACUGGGAGGACGCCCGGGCACCCGCUUCGGUCCCCUUGUGUCUCUCGGUUCCUCUUUCCUCCCAAGUAAGGGAAUAAGCGGCUAAGAGGGAGCGCCCCCGGCAAGCGCGCAACCAAGUGUUGCAUGGUGAGGAAUUGCCAGGAUUUCUGGAUUUACCUGGACUACAGCAGGCGUAUGUUGCCUGAGGAAUACAAGAAGUCUUUUGUCAGCUUCGAGCGCUGCCCAGAUCAACACUUGAGUGCUCUAGAAGUCUUCUGAAGACCUGAUCCAUUGCAUAUCUGCAAUGAGCCAGACCCUGAGCCCGGCCUCGACUUCUCCCUGGUGAACAGAACUCCACCCCUGGGUUCGGUUGACCACACUCAGCUGAAAGAUGAGUGAAGGACGAUGGGUCUCCCUCUCAUCAGAAGAAUUUGAUCAACUCCAGAAAUACUCCGAAUAUUCCUCCAAGAAAAUAAAAGAUGUGUUGGCUGAGUUUAAUGAAGGUGGAAGCCUCAAGCAAUAUGACCCACACAAGCCCAUUAGCUAUGAUGUCUUCAAGCUGUUCAUGAGGGCAUACCUGGAGGUGGACCUUCCUCAGCCACUGAGCACACACCUCUUCCUGGCCUUCAGCCAGAAGCCCAGACAGGAGACACCUGACCACCCAAAGGAGGGGGCCAGCAGUAGUGAGCCCAAUGUCUCAGAUUAUAAUGCAGAUAAUGGUGCCAAAGCAGAUGAGGCCUGCGCUCCAGACACUGAAUCAAAACUGCCUAACGACCUAGAGGCUGUAACCGCAUGGGAAGAUCCUGACGCUCUGUCUUCCAGCUCAGAUGCUCCCGUGGUGUACCUGAAGGAUGUUGUGUGUUACUUGUCCCUUCUGGAGACUGGGAGACCUCAGGAUAAGCUAGAAUUCAUGUUUCGUCUCUAUGAUUCUGAUGAAAAUGGACUCCUGGACCAAGCGGAGAUGGAUCAGAUUGUGACCCAAAUGCUGCAUAUCGCCCAGUACCUGGAGUGGGAUCCCACAGAGCUCAGGCCUAUAUUGAAGGAGAUGUUGCAAGGAAUGGACUACGACAAGGAUGGCUUUGUGUCUCUACAGGAGUGGGUCCAUGGGGGGAUGACCACCAUCCCAUUGCUGGUCCUCCUGGGAAUGGAUGACUCUUUGCCUCUACAGGGCUCCCAGGGGGACGGGAGGCAUGCCUGGACCCUGAAGCAUUUCAAGAAGCCCACUUACUGCAACUUCUGCCACAUCAUGCUGAUGGGUGUCCGGAAGCAAGGCCUGUGCUGCAUUUACUGUAAAUAUACUGUCCACCAACGCUGCGUUUCCAAAAACAUUCCUGGGUGCAUGAAAACAUACUCCAAAGCCAAAAGGAGUGGCGAGGUGAUGCAGCACGCGUGGGUGGAAGGGAACUCCUCCGUCAAGUGUGACCGGUGCCACAAAAGUAUCAAGUGCUACCAGAGUGUCACCGCGCGGCAUUGCGUGUGGUGCCGGAUGACGUUUCACCGCAAAUGUGAAUUAUCGACGGUGUGUGAUGGUGGGGAACUCAAAGACCACAUUUUGCUGCCUACCGCCAUUUGCCCAAUCACCCGAGACAGGCAAGGAGGGAAGUCCGAAGGCAGCGUGGCCCCCAAGGGCGAACUUGUAACGCAGUAUAAGAUCAUCCCUAGCCCAGGAACUCACCCCCUGCUGGUCUUGGUGAACCCCAAAAGUGGAGGGAGACAAGGAGAAAGAAUUCUCCGGAAAUUCCACUACCUACUCAACCCCAAACAAGUUUUCAACCUGGACAAUGGGGGGCCUACUCCAGGAUUGAACUUUUUCCAUGAUACCCCAGACUUCCGAGUUCUUGCCUGUGGUGGAGAUGGGACAGUUGGCUGGAUUCUGGAUUGCAUUGAUAAGGCCAACUUCACGAAGCACCCACCAGUGGCUGUCCUGCCUCUUGGAACAGGGAAUGACCUUGCGCGAUGUCUCCGCUGGGGAGGAGGUUACGAAGGGGGCAGCUUGACGAAAAUCCUAAAGGAAAUUGAGCAGAGCCCCUUGGUGAUGCUGGACCGUUGGUAUCUAGAAGUCAUCCCCAGAGAAGAGGUGGAGAAUGGAGACCAGGUCCCAUACAAUAUCAUGAACAACUACUUCUCCAUUGGUGUGGAUGCUUCCAUUGCGCACAGAUUCCACAUGAUGAGAGAGAGACACCCUGAAAAAUUCAACAGCAGGAUGAAGAACAAGCUGUGGUAUUUUGAAUUUGGUACCUCGGAGACCUUUGCAGCCACCUGUAAGAAACUCCAUGACCACAUAGAGCUGGAGUGUGACGGCGUUGAGGUGGACCUGAGCAAUAUCUUCCUGGAAGGCAUUGCCAUUCUGAACAUUCCCAGCAUGUACGGAGGCACCAAUCUCUGGGGAGAAACCAAGAAGAACCGGGCUGUGAUCCGGGAAAGCAGGAAGAGCGUCACAGACCCAAAGGAGCUGAAAUGCUGUGUCCAAGACCUCAGCGACCAGCUCCUUGAAGUGGUGGGUCUAGAAGGAGCCAUGGAAAUGGGACAGAUAUACACUGGCUUGAAGAGUGCCGGAAGAAGGCUGGCCCAGUGCUCCUCUGUCACCAUUAGGACUAACAAGCUUCUGCCAAUGCAAGUAGAUGGAGAGCCCUGGAUGCAGCCACGUUGCACGAUUAAAAUCACUCACAAAAACCAGGCACCUAUGAUGAUGGGGCCUCCCCAGAAGAGCAGUUUCUUUUCAUUGAGGAGGAAAAGUCGUUCAAAAGACUAAACAGUGUGCCAAACAAACACCAGCUCCACCAAGAAGAGAAAGCAGAAUCUACGCGCGCGCCCACACACACACACACACACACACACACACACACACACACACACACACCUGUAGCCAGAGGGAGCAAAGCCACCCUUCCAGACGAAAGUGUCAUCCUGCCAUAAAGUCUACCUAUUUUGAAAAUGGAUCCUCUCUUAACAGAGCCAAUACCCACGAAAUAUUUUGAAUGGACUCAGGGCCCACCAGGAUGGGUUGGCUCCUACAGCAACUUCCACAUUCCCACAGGCCUUGGGUAGACUUUGAGCCUGAAGGAGAAAUCCCCUUUCUUCUUCUCCACUCCUGUAAGGUUCCAGGCUGUAGGUUUCCUGCCUACAGUGAGAUCGGAUGUGGUCAAGGGAAAGAGCUCCAACCCAGAAAUUUUGCACAAAAGUCCUUCUGUAUGGAAACAAAACAGCCUCUAGCUCUCCAAGCAAAAACCCUUGGCAGGGCUCAGCCAGCACACGAUGGUUUCUUCCUUGUCCUCCCAGCAGCAGCUCCUCCCCUCACUUGCUGAGGAAAGCCGAGAGGCCACGGAAAACUGUUUCCAUUCUUGGGUCUCUCUGCUGUCCAUGGGCACUUGUUCGCUUCCUGAAGCAUCUCUUGGUGGCUGUUUGCUCAGAGAACAAACAAGGCUGCCUGGGCAGCGUACUUUAGAUGUGGUAUUUAUUUUCAUAGCUCCUAUGAACACCUGGGAGGGAAAGCUGAGAACGAGGACUUUAUUUUUCAGAUUGAUGUCAUAAUGUUAUGUAAAAAGGAAAGGAAAAACACCACUCCCAAUACUCCCCACCCCUCACUACCACACAAGUCAAAGUGUGUCUCUCAUUUGAAUCCCAAGCCCUAGUGGCAGAGAUGAUGAGAGGGAGGGGCUUUGCUGGGAAAACGACCAGCCAGCCUGUCAGGAGAUUACCUGUUUCUUUGCACUUUCCACUCUCAUGGUGUGACAGAAGGACCUGAGGUCUUAUAUAUGUACAUAUGUAGCAUAUGUGUUUAUAUAUAAUAUAUAAAUAUUUAUUUACUGCUGGACUUUUCCUCACUAGAAGUAAACAAAGAUAUUGUGGGAACAGAAAAUGGGAAGAAAACGGAAGGUCCCUACUCUCCCACCAUCAUUUGAUUGUAGAGACACAUUUCCCUGGCUGGUUGCAAGGUUGACAGGAGGGAUCUAGAUCUGGGAACAACCGUGAAACAAAUGCUGUUCAAGGCUCAUUCCCCCAUUGGUUGGUAAGAAAGUAGAGUUGUGUAAAAGUUAAAAGGCUUCUCCUUGGUGUCCGGGCUAAGGAAGUUUAACUGUGAAUGUUACUAAGAAGAUCAUUACCAUACAAAAGAACCCUCAUCUGGGAAUAGGGUCGUUUCUGGUAACCAAGAAGUGGUUGCACUUGGAUUCAGGUUGUCAGGGAAGAACUAUCAUAUAGCCUAUGCUUGGAACAAGCCCACACUUAGGCUACUUCCCAAGUUCUCAAUGGCUUGUCCUACAUGGAGAGAAGUUGGCCUGAAGUUGAAUGCCCCAGACAGAUCAUCUGAUUGAAUUCUUAUGUCACCUCAUCAUGGUCACCAGAUCAUCUUAACUUGGAAACAUUCCUGGCUACAGAUAUGACUUCAGUAAAGAGUUACCUUCUGUUAGAUGUUGACAACCAGGACAGAACAGUCUUGCCGUGUUCAGUGGGCUUCAUUCAGCUGGUGCCAGCAUCCCCCUCCUCUGUGGAGGGUACCUCUACACAGAGCAUCACUGAAGGCUCACCUGGGCCUUCAUCUCUGUCUCAGAUUUCUCAAGAGAAAACCUGGGCCCAACUGACAUCACUCUACUGAGCUCCCUCUAAUCUUGCAAUGGACAAGGAAGGGAACAUGAAGAAUGUGUACAAAGUGAGCCCACCUAUGAAGAAAGCCAUCAUCUAGAAUCCAGGACUAAGACUUGGGACUGCCCUGCUCAACCUAACAUGCUUCUGUUGAGCAAGUGGAAACCCAGGCCACCUAAAGAACAUACUGAUAGGAUGCUUGGGGAUGGGACCAACAUGUUCCCCAAUGGCAGCAGGUACUAUUUUGGAAGGCACUUGAUUCUGAAGCUGAUGCAGGUUCAGCUUCAGGACCAUUGAUUCAAAUAGAAGUGAUCGUAUGUGUUUCAACCCCAAGAUCGCAGGUUGAGACGGCACCAUCAAUAGAUGAAAUGGAUUCCCAGAGACUCCCUGCAGAGGUUGAACGUUACAUGAGAGACCCAGCCCAAUCCUUUAAGAGGCACAGAGUACAAAACGCCAUGGCAUUGCACUUCUUAUUUGCUAAUCUUAGUAAGUCUUGUGUUGCUGUUUAAUCUUACCUUACAAGUCAUCUUUUAAACACCCUGACUGGUGUUUCUUAUUGUGUAGUGCAUCAUCCUAGUGACCCCCCACUCCAAGCUCUUAGCCAACAAAUAUUAUCAUUUCCAUCCUACUGAGAAUGGGACUUUCUGGUGUUUUGGUGGCUUCCUAAAGCUACACAGUCAGGGGAGAGCCUGGUCUCUUCUGUGCUGCCCUGCUUGGAUUCUUUCCAUGCUGCAGACAUGUUUUCACCUGCCUUCAUGCUUCCACCCCACUAGCAAUAAAAACAGUGAAAUCA
Molecule: messenger RNA, 5543 nt
Organism: Mesocricetus auratus (golden hamster)
Lineage: Eukaryota; Metazoa; Chordata; Mammalia; Rodentia; Cricetidae
Gene: Dgkg
Product: diacylglycerol kinase gamma
Exons: 25
Coding region: 561-2921 (786 amino acids)
Biological process (GO): diacylglycerol metabolic process; intracellular signal transduction; lipid phosphorylation
Cellular component (GO): plasma membrane
Molecular function (GO): ATP-dependent diacylglycerol kinase activity; calcium ion binding
Source: RefSeq, a predicted model, not a curated record